GAAGGGAGCCAGAGCGCGUGUGUAGGAGAGCAAGGAGGAAGAGCCCGGUGGGGGCGCGGGUUCUUCCCCCUUUGGAGCCGCAUUGAGACUCAAGGCACACUCGGGCACAGAAUGGCUGUUUUAUAAGUGGGAUCCUUGGGGACGUAUGGCUGCCUGCUCCUUGGCAGCUGUCUUUAUGGACCAGUAGGCAGAGGGAAAUUGACGCUGACGAGACUUCUGCAUCUUGGAAGGGACUGUAAUCUACUGUAGUGAAGAACAGAACCUCUCAAUCACGCGGGUGUAAAUAAGAGACGGAGGGGAGUCCAAAAGAAAAGGAAGAGGAGGGGAAGAGUGUGUGUUGGGGGGAGCGGGGAAAAGCAUUUUUGGUGGAUGGUAUGAAGCCAGCCAUGGAAACUGCAGCCGAGGAAAACACUGAACAAAGCCAAGAGAGAAAAGUGAACAGCAGAGCUGAAAUGGAAAUUGGCAGGUACCACUGGAUGUACCCAGGCUCAAAGAACCACCAGUACCAUCCUGUGCCAACCCUGGGGGACAGGGCUAGCCCCUUGAGCAGUCCAGGCUGCUUUGAAUGCUGCAUCAAGUGUCUGGGAGGAGUCCCCUACGCCUCUCUGGUGGCCACCAUCCUCUGCUUCUCCGGGGUCGCCUUGUUCUGUGGCUGUGGGCAUGUGGCUCUUGCGGGGACCGUGGCGAUUCUUGAGCAACACUUCUCCACCAACACCAGUGACCAUGCCUUGCUGAGUGAGGUAAUACAGCUGAUGCAGUAUGUCAUCUAUGGAAUUGCCUCCUUUUUCUUCUUGUAUGGGAUCAUUCUGUUGGCAGAAGGCUUUUACACCACAAGUGCAGUGAAAGAACUGCACGGGGAGUUUAAAACAACCGCCUGUGGCCGAUGCAUCAGUGGAAUGUUCGUCUUCCUCACCUACGUGCUGGGAGUGGCCUGGCUGGGCGUGUUCGGUUUCUCUGCAGUGCCCGUGUUUAUGUUCUACAACAUAUGGUCAACUUGUGAAGUCAUCAAGUCACCCCAGACCAACGGGACAGCUGGUGUGGAGCAGAUCUGCGUGGAUAUCCGGCAAUACGGUAUCAUUCCAUGGAAUGCAUUCCCAGGAAAGAUCUGUGGCUCCGCCCUGGAGAACAUCUGCAACACCAAUGAGUUCUACAUGUCCUAUCACCUGUUCAUUGUGGCCUGUGCAGGAGCUGGUGCCACCGUCAUUGCCCUGCUGAUCUACAUGAUGGCUACUACAUAUAACUAUGCGGUUUUGAAGUUUAAGAGUCGGGAAGAUUGCUGCACUAAAUUCUAAAUUGCAUAAGGCAAAUAAGGAGCUUUAGAGAGCUAUACGAUGUAGCGUGAAAUACCACUGACACCCCAGACUAAAGCAGAGUCUCGGUUUCUGCAGUUUUGUUACAGUAAUUUGUAAAUAGCUUUAGUCAACAACUCAUCUCGCAUGGUAGAUUAAUAAGAUGACUUACCGUACAUGAAUUACAAAAUAAUGAGAUCUGGCUAUUUCCGCAUUUUGAAAAGGAUUCAGUUACUUACUGACAUUGGUGAGCAUCCAUUAAAAAGUAAUUUUCUUGAACUUAAACUUUGAGCAGUAUCUCUAAAUGAAGUAUUAAAACUUUGGAAUACCUGUACUUUCCAUUAUUUUUGCUUGCUUGAUGACCAAUUUCAAUGAUGAAAAUGAAAACAAGUGCUGAAGAUGAGAUGGAAGAGAACCUUUUUAAUCUGGAUUUUGUUUUAUCAGACUCUUUCUGGAAAAUAUUUUACAAAUAUAUUUUAUAUUUGAUUAAAAAUUUUUUUAUGAUUACAUGGUUCACUACCAAAUAAAUGCCCCUCAAAUAAGCCCGAUGAAAAUUUGAAGAAAAAGAAAGGCCACCCAUUUGUUUUCCCUAAAAAAUCAUUUUUUUUAAACACAACACAACCAUUCCUUUCAGAGCCCACAAAAUUGAUAACCUUAAAUUGUUCUGUCUUGGUGAGCAGUAACUGAUUCCUCAUAGCCGGUUCUCAAACUGCACGUGAGAUUUUAGUGGAAAGAGAAAUUGUGCCUGGAUCUGAAAGUCUCAAAUAUGUUGAGAAGGAAAUAUGAAAUAUAAGGAACUUGAGAUGGAGAUUUUGCAGGAAAGAUGAGGAAAAGAAAUGGGAAAGAAGUGUUUGCCACGUCAACUGUAAAGAAUGACAAUAAGGAUUUUUAUAUUUUGUGAAAUGAAAUAAUGGCAGUUAUAAAAUGAAAAAUGUAGUUUCACGCUAAAAAUGUGUUAACACAGAGAUUGCAUGCUUUGCUUCUAGUUCUUAAUUUUGGUUUUGACAUUCACUUAAUUUUUCCAUGUUAAAUAUGUAGUUUUUAUUAUUUACUCAAAAUAAACAUUGUUCACACUUUUAGGCCUUUGGGGGAAUUGAUUUUAUCCACAGAUAGAAAAGAUCUUUCCAUUACAUUUAUUUUAAAAUAACCACACAAUGUGUUUCUGAACUUCUGCAUCAGUCUUUAAAAUUACUCUCAAAAUGGUAAAAAGCUCCUUCUCGUAUUUCAUUUUUGCUUUUUUUUUUAACAAUAACUUUGGCCAUUUUUUUCAAGUUCAUUAUGUUUGUAUACUAACUUUUCUUCAGCCUUUUAAUAUUAAGCACACUAGUAGAGCAUGCUUUCAGUAUCUGAUGCCUCUGAUAGCAGACUGAGUAUUAAUAGAGAAUAACGCUCUCCCUUUUCACAGUAAAGACCGUCUAAUCUGCCUAUAGCAGCUUGCUUUGCCUUCUGACAUGCUCACUAGCCAUCAUGCUCACCCUUCUUUUCCAGAUCCACUUCCUCAUGAUACUGUCUUCUAACUGGGCUUACUUAAAGGAUGCAAGCAAAAUGCAGGCUUACCAGGAUAUCAAAGCAAAGGAAGAACAGGAACUGCAAGAUAUCCAGUCUCGCUCAAAAGAACAACUCAAUUCUUACACAUAAACGUUUGCCAGUGUUUCAGCCGACGAAUUGACAGCUCUGACAAAUCAUCAGACAGCUGCUCUGCAGUACAGAUGUGUAUCCCACCAAACAAACUAAUGUAGAAGUACAAACACUUCACUGGCUGUCUCAAGCUGGGAUGUAUUUGUAGGAAAACCUUCCAGUAGGUAAAUCUUUUUCUUUAGAACAGAUAUUGGAGGUUUCGUGUUAACCAUUUUAAAAGGCAACACUUUGACAAAAUGAUUGUUCCUCCUUUUGAAAUUUGAUAGGGACCCGUGAUGUGUCAGCAUCAAGGGAUGUGACCAUAAAUUCACGUAUGCCAUCUGUCCCCAAAUAAAUGUAUCUAAAUAGGGGAUAAAAUGGAAUUGGCGUGAAGUUCCAUUUCUGACAACUGACAUUUAUUAAAUUGUGGCUCAUCGAAGAUAAUGUGAUUCUUACAAUUGACCCUGUUUUUUUUAAUUAGCUGACUUCCCCCCUCUAAGUCCAGGGCACAUUAAUUUCCUGAUCCAAUCAGAAAUCUUUUCUUCAAUAAUACUGAAAGGAGCUACUAUACAUUCUGCUACACCUACCAUUGAAGAGCUGGAUUCCAACUCAUUGACAAGCUUUCAAGAAUCAAUUUUAUAAUAGAUUUCAUUUUAAUAAAAUGACCCAGUUGUCAUCCUCCUUGGGAAAUACAUGUCAGCUCUGCCUUAAUGAGUAUUUGCUUUAAAUUUCUAAGAAUUAUAUUACCACGGGAGACCCAAAACCCUUCAUAGAAUUUUUUUCCACAAAUGUUUUUCUUAAUUAAGAAGUGUUACCUUAUUAAAAUGACCACCAUUCUAAACCAUUUCUAUGUGGUCUCAAUAGUGAGUUUACAGUUUCAUACCAACUAUCUAAGACCUAAUUACAAAUAGACCACAGACCUCCUACUUUUAUAGACUUGAAUACUUAAGUAAUUUAAAUUAGGGUUGGUAUUUAUUUCACUUUUUCUUAUCUACAUCUUAGUUUCCUGGAAUAAUAAAGUUCGAUGUUCAGCAAAAAACUGCUUGAGUUUAAGCCAUUUUCAAAAGAAACUUGCCUUCUAAAUCAUUGUGUUCCAGAAUAUUGACUAUAGGUAUUGGGUAUUAGUGAUGGUAAACUUUGUGUUGUUCUUUAUGAAAUGAUACAUAUAACUGUUGAGUGCAUCAGUGCUUUUUAAAAGGGGCUGCAUAAUAUAGGGUUAACUAUGUAUAUUCAUGUUAAGAAUUAACUUGUGGUUUGGCUGUUUCCUGGAUUUAAAAACAUAUACAUGUGCAGAAAUGUAUUAAAAUGAAAGGAAGCAUACCUUUAUCAAGAUGCUAUUAAAAUUGUACAUCAAGUAUAAUAUUUCAUUUGGAUUCUUUUUGUUGUUGUUGUUAAUGCCUAAAAAUGCCUAUUUGGAUCUUGACUUCUUUUUAAUUGGGAGAAGCUCUCUUCUGUGUAGAACAGUUGUUCCAGAAUAGCUUGGUGUUUUGUUUUCCUGUUGCAUGACAGACCUAAAUAUUUUUCCCAGCAGUGGAGGUGCUGUUAGAGUCCAGUGUUCUAGAGGAGGCAGUGUCUAAAGCCUAAUUUUACUUUUCUAAUUCUGGUAGCUAUUACCAGGAAUUUUUGAAAGUUUUGUUUAAGUAGUCUAAUAUUUUUUAUGUAAAGAGCAUUAAAUUUUGCUAUGUAUAAAUUUUUGUAACCUAACAGUGAAUCAAUAUUUUCUAUCAGUGCCAAGGGCUUCCUGUAGUUCUAUUCAAGUGUUACAAUAAAUAUUUGUAGAUAAUAGUCAA
Molecule: messenger RNA, 4696 nt
Organism: Ceratotherium simum simum (southern white rhinoceros)
Lineage: Eukaryota; Metazoa; Chordata; Mammalia; Perissodactyla; Rhinocerotidae
Gene: GPM6B
Product: glycoprotein M6B
Biological process (GO): axon development; negative regulation of serotonin uptake; central nervous system myelination
Cellular component (GO): plasma membrane; membrane raft; myelin sheath
Molecular function (GO): structural constituent of myelin sheath
Source: RefSeq, a predicted model, not a curated record